This is a messenger RNA of Malania oleifera, 6739 nucleotides long. RefSeq names its product DNA polymerase zeta catalytic subunit. The record is from RefSeq and is a predicted model, not a curated record. Gene Ontology annotation, molecular function: DNA binding; DNA-directed DNA polymerase activity; nucleotide binding. Lineage: Eukaryota; Viridiplantae; Streptophyta; Magnoliopsida; Santalales; Ximeniaceae. Bases 117 to 6413 code for a protein of 2098 amino acids. Gene Ontology annotation, cellular component: nucleus; zeta DNA polymerase complex. Gene Ontology annotation, biological process: error-prone translesion synthesis; double-strand break repair via homologous recombination. The transcript is spliced from 24 exons.
AAGUAAAGUCUUGCCCGAAUUAGCUUUUGGCGUUCGUUCUCGCGCGCUUUAUUGCUUAUGGUCUUCCCCACCGAUCCAUAAUGCUGGUCCUCCGUGUGUAGCCGCAGAGAACAGUUAUGGCGGACUCGAACGUGUUCAGCACUCGGAUCGUUUCGAUCGAUUACUACAUGGCGCCUCCUAUCCCUGACCUUGACAUUUGCUACAGUAGUUUUCAAGGUGGGAAAGUAAACGAGGUUCCUGUGAUAAGAAUAUAUGGCUCGACUCCGGCCGGACAGAAGACAUGUUUGCACAUACAUCGGGCUUUACCAUAUUUAUAUGUGCCAUGUGCUGAUAUAUCAGUUCAACCACACCAUGGAGAUGAUGCAUAUCCACGUGUUAUAUCUAUUGCUAUUGAGAAGGCUUUAAAGCUUAGGAGUAAUGCUGGUUCAAAACGACAACAUGUGCAUGGUUGCAGUCUUGUCCGGGCGAGGAAACUUUAUGGUUAUCACUCCACUGAGGAGUUGUUUGUGAAGAUAUAUCUCUAUUACCCACAUGAUGUUUCUCGUGCGGCCAAUCUUCUUUUGGGAGGUGCAGUUAUGAAUAAAGGCUUACAGCCACAUGAAUCACACAUUCCAUUUCUUCUUCAGUUCUUGAUUGAUUACAACUUGUAUGGGAUGGGUCACCUACACGUGUCAAAAAUGAAGUUCCGUCAUCCAGUUCCAGACCUUUUUUCCCCAAGGAAGGCUAAUUUGAGUGGCAAGCAUGGUCAGGAAACCAUUCACUCCACUCCAGUUCCAGAUCUUUUUUCCCCAAGGAAGGCUAAUUUGAGUGGCAAGCGUGCUCAGGAAACCAUUCACUCCACUUCCAUGGUUACUAGUUUUCAGGCAGAUCCAAGUGGGGGUUCUUUUUUAGGUUCACCAGUUUGGAUAUCUUCCACAAUUCCUGAUGGUUGGUUGUGGCAAUGUACUGUUGAGCUUGAUGUUUCACCUGAUCCAGGCAUUCACCUUGUUAAACGACAAAGCAGUUGUGAGCUUGAGGGAGAUGCUGCUGUAGAUGAGAUUCUUAACCAGCAGUUUAAAAUGUAUUCGUCCCUUUCACAAACUCAUUCGAGCGUGAAUAUGGUUCAGUCACUCAUACCUAUUUGGGAGGAGGAGUAUGAAAGAACUGGGGUGCAUGAGACAGCAAUUCCUCCUGAUCCUGGGAAACCAAAUCCAGAAGAUGUUUUGAAAAUUCUUUUGCAUGGGCUAGAAUUGGAGAACAAACUUGUAGAAUUGGGUGGGGAAGCAGAGAUCUCUUCUGGUUCAUUUGAGAAAGAUAGCAGGUCUCCACUGUCAAUAGGAUCUUCAGCUGAUAAGGGAAGUUUGAUUGAACAAGAAGAUAGUAAAACUAGCAUUAAAGAUGGAGAAUCUUUGUCUAAUGUGAAAAAUAUUCUUGAAUCUGUACUAUCACAAGGUGUUCUUAGUGAAGAGGACCAUAUUGCAGCACCAAGUGAGGAGGAAGAUGUAUAUCCAAAAACAUUGUCAUUUGAUGAGCUGCCACCGUCUGAUGGGAUUGGAACAUUGGGUUUGAAGGCCGCAGAUAAAGAGGCAUUGGGGCUUCUAAAGUGGCUUACCUCCUCUCAGGCAGCAGAAGAUAUAAACUCUGAUGAUGAACUUGCUCAUGAGACCAUUCUGAGUCCUUUGUUUCCUGCAACAACAAUUGAUAAGGUGUUGGAGAGAGCUAAUAAGGAGUACGAAAGUGAAUCUCAUCAAGAAUGUCAAGACAUUCUUGAUUCAAUUGAUGAUUUGAUUGACUUUGAGGGAUUGAAGGAAGGGAAUUCUUGUUCUGUUAAUCAUGGCAACUCAUCAGGGAAAAUUAUUCCCCAAGUGGAUGGCUCUGGUGAUGAACAGUACAGAACUCCUGGCACUGAUUCAUUUGAAAUAGAUAUUACUAGUGAAUCUGGAAGGCCUUCUCAACACCAGCUACAGAAAGAAAUGAGCUUGAGGUCUACCAGUAUCCACAAAAAGAAAGACCCAUUUUGGGGUUCUUUACCUUUCUCCAUAGCCCAGGAAAAUGUUGUACAAUCUGUCACUUGUAACAUGACUGGUGGCAGUGCUGGAACUAAAGCUAGUACAGGAACAGGUUCUGGAAAAGAGGCAGACAUAUAUUCUGGCAGGUCAUUAAACAGUGCAAUGGCAAAUGUUUGUGACUCAAAGGAAGCCAGUUUAUUAGUUGGGGGCUCUGUCCGGGACCUGAUGAGGAAAAAGCGAUCCUAUCGGCUUGAGUCACCUGACUCUGGGACCCAUAAAAUUACAAAGAUACUUUUGAAAGAAGAUUCAAACGAACGUAUGUUAAUCCAGUCACAGCAGUUAGACUUCCAGACAGCACAGAGUGUUGCACAAGAAAUGGCGCCUGUUGAGUCUCACAUCAUUAGCUCUGCAGUUAUUGACCAGCAAAGAGAAAUCUUUGGAAGGAGUACAUGUAUGGCAACUUGUGCUCUGGAUGCAGGUGGUGAGGCUAGUGAUGUUAAACCUGUGCUUUCUAAUUGGUCCAUGUAUGGUAAAUUGCCCUUGUCAUCCUGCUGUGAUGGUUUAUUGCAAGAUUAUGCAUCUAAAGAUAGACAUUUUGAUUCUUGUGAAAUACUUGAUGCUGAGGCUGCAGGAAACAUUUCUGUAUCUUGUCCUUUGCAUGAAGGAACUAGAAAUUUUCUUCAGCCUUCGUACUUUGAGAAGCAAGAUUCUGCCGUGUCUGGGGACCAUUGUAAGAAUUGUGCUAUUAAUGAACUGGGCUCUGCGUCUAGUUCUGUGGUACCUGUGACGUGUGAUGGCAAUACUUGCAGUAAACCUGACAAAGUAGUUAACAGGCAGUUGAUGAAGUGUGACACUGAGGAUAAGCUUUUGGCUGAUGAUGGAUUGCGGCAAGUGGAUGCUGCUGGUCUAAGCCAUUGUUCAACUUGUAAUGUUGAAGCUGAUAUGUCUCGUAAAGAUACGUACAACUGCAAGAGUAGCCAUAAGAGCUGUAACUUCUUUGAAUGUGCACCUGGAAGGGAUAAUUGUUCGUACAUGUCUGGCUGUUCCGUAUCCAAGGUUGUUGACAUAGAAGCAAAACCCACGGGAUUGGUUAGCAUGACCUUAUGCAAGAGGCCUCCCACAAUGGAUUGGGCAGACGGUACAUCUGAAAAUGUUUUGUGGUCACCUACUCUCUCAAAUUGCCCUUUAUAUGGGAAUGGGGAAAUUUGUAAAGGGACGUCAGUUCAAGGGAGGGGUGCAGAUGAAUAUCUUCCAUUUUUUGACAAUAGAGGAGAGAAAGAAGUUUCAAACAAGUGCCAUAUAAAAAAAGACUUUAAUUCCCUUCAAGGCGUCAAGGGUGUUCCCACUCACUAUCAAAAUGAUGGCUCUGUCUUAUACAUGUUGACUCCUAUGUUUUCUCCUCCAUCCAGAGACUCUGUUUCUAGAUGGCUAUUGCAUGAUGACUCAGGUACUUCAAGAGAGAACUCUAGGACAGUGCUUGUGAAGCCUUCAUCUGUGAAAAAUAAAGGAUUGUCUACCGGUCUGCUAGGUCCACAAGGUUCCCCUGCUGAUACUUGUUAUAAUGUGUUGCCUGAAUCUUGUUCUGAUACUCAUGUGAAGCCUAUUCUUAGUCAGCCUAAUCAUGAAAAGCAUCAAUGCCUCAAUACUGAAGAGAGAAUUUCUUGUAAUGAUGUGACACCUCCACUCCGGAGUGAAGGAAGUACUGUAACGUUGAAAAAAUGCUCUGAUUGCUCACAAGAUGUUUCUCAAAUUUCGGGCCCAGCUGGGAACUUGAAGCCCACUCCUGUUAGUCAAAUGGGAUUCCGGGAUUCUGCAAGUGUUGGUGGAGGCCAGCAGCUGACAUUGUUUAGUAUAGAGGUUCUAGCAGAAUCCAGAGGAGACUUGAGACCCAACCCUAAAUUUGAUGCCAUAAAUAUUAUUGCACUUGCUAUUCAGGAAGAUAAUGACGACAUUCUUGAUGUUAAUGUUCUUUUGCGUAGUAAUACUGAAUCUUAUCAGAGAAAUCACCAUGGGAUAUCUGGUUGCAAGGUGUUGGUCUCCUCUGAAGAGAAGCAUUUACUUAAAAACUUUCUGAAGAUCAUUCAUUCCUUUGAUCCAGAUAUUUUAUUAGGUUGGGAUAUCCAAGGAGGAUCCCUUGGGUUUUUAGCUGAAAGGGCAGCACAUCUUGGCAUUGAUUUACUUAAUGACAUAUCCCGGACACCAUCUGAAAUCAAGGCAGUUUCUGGAGAUUCAGAAAUUCCCAGUAAAGGAACACUAGAUAAUAUUCCCCCUGAAUCUUUACCUGCUGAUUCCAUCCUACUUGAAGAUGCAAUAAUUGAAGAUGAAUGGGGUCGUACUCAUGCCAGUGGUAUCCAUGUUGGUGGCAGGGUCGUACUUAAUGUUUGGCGACUAAUGCGUAGUGAAGUUAAGCUCAAUAUGUACACCAUUGAAGCUGUAGCUGAAGCUGUUCUAAGACGAAAGGUUCCAUUGAUCAAUUAUAGGGUGUUGACAAAAUGGUAUUCAAGUGGUCCUGGACAGGCAAGAUAUCGAUGUAUUGAGUAUGCUAUACAGAGAUCAAAAUUGAACCUUCAGAUAAUGAAUAAACUUGAUAUGAUAAACAGAACAUCAGAACUUGCUCGUGUUUUUGGUAUUGACUUUUUCUCAGUUCUCUCUCGGGGUUCACAAUACCGUGUCGAAUCUAUGUUACUGAGAUUGGCACAUACGCAAAACUAUCUAGCCAUAUCUCCUGGGAGACAACAGGUUGCCUCUCAACCUGCAAUGGAGUGUCUGCCUCUUGUAAUGGAGCCGGAAUCUGGUUUUUAUGCGGAUCCAGUUGUUGUUUUGGAUUUUCAAUCUCUUUAUCCAUCAAUGAUAAUUGCAUACAACCUCUGCUUUUGUACGUGCCUUGGGAAAAUUCUGUCCUCUAAGCCAGAUACACUUGGUGUCAGUUCAUUUGCUCUGGAUCCAUCCAUUUUGCGAAGUCUAAGACAGAAAAUAUUGCUAACUCCAAAUGGUGUGAUGUAUGUGCCUUCAAAGGUUUGUAAGGGCAUACUACCACGAUUGUUGGAGGAAAUACUAUCAACUAGGAUAAUGGUGAAACAAGCAAUGAAGAAAUUGACUCCUUCACAACAAGUUCUUUACAGGAUAUUAAAUGCUAGGCAGCUUGCUUUGAAACUGAUAGCAAAUGUAACCUAUGGCUAUACUGCUGCUGGAUUUAGUGGUCGCAUGCCUUGUGCUGAGCUUGCUGAUAGUAUUGUUCAAUGUGGACGUAGAACACUGGAAAAUGCUAUUUCAUUUGUAAAUGCACACGAUAAGUGGAAAGCUAGAGUUAUUUAUGGUGAUACUGACAGCAUGUUUGUGCUCCUUAAAGGACGCACUGUUAAAGAAGCAUUCCAAAUUGGACAAGAAAUUGCAUCUGAAGUAACAACAAUGAAUCCAAAUCCAGUCACGUUAAAAAUGGAGAAAGUCUAUCAACCAUGCAUUCUAGUUACUAAGAAGCGCUAUGUUGGAUACAGUUAUGAGAGCCCUGACCAAUUAGAACCUGUGUUUGAUGCUAAGGGUAUUGAGACAGUUCGUAGAGAUACAUGUAGUGCUGUAGCCAAGAUGAUGGAGCAGUCUUUGAGACUGUUUUUUGAAUAUCAAGACCUUUUAAAGGUUAAGUCAUACUUGCAGCGUCAAUGGACUCGGAUUCUGUCUGGCAGGGUGUCUCUUCAGGAUUUUGUUUUUGCAAAGGAGGUCCGCUUAGGUGCCUAUAGUACUAGGGCUUCUUCAUCCCUCCCACCAGCAGCAAUUGUGGCCAUGAAAGCUAUGAGAGUUGAUCCCAGGGCAGAACCACGGUAUGCUGAGCGAAUACCAUAUGUUGUAAUCCAUGGUGAGCCUGGGGCUCGCCUAGUGGACAUGGUUGUGGACCCAUUGGAUCUUUUGUCGAUUGAUUCCCCCUUUAGAUUAAAUGAUUUAUAUUACAUCAACAAACAAAUAAUUCCAGCAUUGCAGCGGAUAUUUGGACUUGUUGGGAAUGACUUAAACCAGUGGUUUUUGGAGAUGCCCCGUCCAAUUGGGGAAUCUUUGGCUAAACGCCACUUUUAUGCCCCAAACCUACAGCGAACAAGAAUUGAUUAUUAUUAUCUCUCAAAGCACUGUGUCCUUUGUGGUGAGUUGGUUCAUGCAUCUGCGCAUCUAUGCAAUAAAUGUUCCAACAAAGGAAUUGCUGUUGCUGCAGCUGUGACUGGAAGAACUUCAAAAUUGGAGAGGGAGAUGCAGCACCUUGCCGCUAUAUGUUGUCAUUGUGGAGGUGGGGAUUGGGUUAUUGAAUCUGGGGUGAAGUGCACAUCACUUGCAUGCACGGUGUUCUUUGAGAGGCGUAAAGUUCAGAAAGAACUUUUAGCCCUUUCUGCAGUUGCUGCAGAUGCAGGGUUCUACCCAAGGUGCAUGAUUGAAUGGUUUUAAUUUUGAAUAUCAUUUUGUACUCGUCUUCCAGUGGGUUCCAUAUUAAAGGAAGGCUGUUCAAUAGAGAAAGCUAACAGAAGAGAGAGAGAGAGACUUUGCUCAUAACAUCUUAUAAAAUUGUGCUUGUACAGAGAGAGGGUUAGAGGGUCAUGUGGCUGUAUUUGAAAAUGUAAUUUUUCCCCUGUUAUAACUUCAGAAUGAAUUAGAAAUAUGUAUUUUAAUUAAAUUUCCUCCUGUAACCUUGGAAUGAUUAAACUGGGAAGAUGUAUUUCAGCAUUAUAAUUAAAUAGCAGCUAAUAAUUAGGGAGAGCAUUUUUCUUCCUGGC